Messenger RNA from Fonsecaea erecta, 1407 nucleotides. RefSeq lists its product as hypothetical. Bases 1 to 1407 code for a protein of 468 amino acids. The transcript has a single exon. Lineage: Eukaryota; Fungi; Ascomycota; Eurotiomycetes; Chaetothyriales; Herpotrichiellaceae. The record is from RefSeq and is a predicted model, not a curated record. Gene Ontology annotation, molecular function: oxidoreductase activity.
AUGUACCGAGAUGAAGUACCUCUAUAUGGUGACCUCGUGAACAUUGUCCGAGAGGUUGAUCAGUCGCUUGUAUCAGCUGGGAAUAGUCAGAGUCUUCCUACCCGACAUGAGCUCGAACGGCACGGCGCCAUUAGACUCGGGACAGAGCUGGAGUUGCGGACUAUUAGACGCUUGUUCGCCAUCUUUGGUAUGUACCCCGUUGGGUAUUAUGACCUAGGGGUCGUCGACCUACCUCUACACGCCACUGCUUUCCGACCAGUGACGGAGGAAUCAUUGAACAAGAAUCCAUUCCGGGUGUUCACGACUUUAUUGAUCAAGCAGAGGUUGUCGCCGAAUAUUGCGGCUCUCGCCGACAGUAUUAUCGCUCAAAGAAAUCUGUUUACCCCUCGACUCCUUGAAAUCAUUGACAGCAUAGAAUCCGACCCGGAACGGGCACCAACUGUGCAAGAAGUCGAUGAACUCGUCCAGAAUGCGCUGCAGAUCUUCAAAUGGCACUCGAAAACCACCGUCUCGAUCGAGCAGUAUCGAGCGUUAAAAGAGGAGCAUCCGAUAGUGGCUGAUAUUGCUUGCUUUCCCAGCGCACAUAUCAACCACUUGACUCCUCGGACUUUGGAUAUCAACCUCGUGCAAGAAGAGAUGAUCAAGCGCGGUAUGCCAGCGAAGGAUAGAAUCGAAGGCCCUCCUGUCCGACAAUGCCCCAUUCUACUUCGCCAAACGAGUUUCAAGGCUCUUGAGGAACGCGUCGUUUUCACCACUGGUGACGGGUCUUUCACUGAUGGAACGCACACAGCACGGUUUGGAGAAGUCGAACAGCGAGGUGCGGCAGUCACUCCCAAGGGUCGUCAACUCUAUGACCAGCUUCUCAACCUCACGAUCCAGAGUAUGGAUGCCGCCACCAGUGGUAACAACGAUACCCAGCAUAGAGGCUUCGAUGUCGUACUGGCGGAAAAUUUCUCAAGAGGUUAUCCCGAUUCGUGGUCCGAACUCCUAACCCAGGGAUUGGUGUAUUUCCGUUUCGAGCCAUCGGCUUCAUCAUCUUCUGCUGAAGCGCGCCGCAAACUCCAAUCAAACAGCAAGAUCAACCUCUUCGAACUUCUGAGCCUCGGCCUGGUUGAGUCCGAACCCAUCACAUACGAGGACUUCUUACCUUUUUCUGCCGCGGGGAUUUUCAAGUCGAAUAUCAGCGAAAGCUCUGACGAGACUACGGAGUCCGAAUCGGUAUCAUCGGUGCAUGAACAUGGCGCCAUCCCCGAAAGUAAGGCUGGAUGGUCCGACAAGCGAGAAGAUUUGGAAAAUGCACUGGGAUGCAACAUACUGGACGAAUUCGAGCUGUAUGCCUCGUUGCAGCAGGAAAGUAUCAAAAAGUGCGAGAUGGAGCUGGAUUUGGAAGAGAUCAUCAUGCCUUGA